Molecule: messenger RNA, 629 nt
Organism: Camelina sativa (false flax)
Lineage: Eukaryota; Viridiplantae; Streptophyta; Magnoliopsida; Brassicales; Brassicaceae
Source: RefSeq, a predicted model, not a curated record
UUUUUUUUUGGGUAGUGUUAUGUAUAUUCUGUGUAACGAAGAACCAUUCUGGAUGAGCUUGUGUCUCAGAAGAGCUAAAGGUCCUCUUGACUACAAAGGUUCUUGGAAAAAAACUACAUUGCAUCUAGAAGGAGUUGCUCCAGAAAAUGACGCUUACAAGAAACCUUUGCAUUUUGAUGGAUUCAAUUCGUUGUAUUUGUAUAAACGAUUCUAUAGGUGUAAUACAUCUCUUGACGGGUUCUCUUUUGAUGAUGGCAAUGUGGAACGUAGGAGAGAUAUCUCUUUGGAUGAGUUUUCCAAGGAAUAUGACGCCAAGAAACCUGUUUUGCUUUCUGGCCUUGCUGAUUCUUGGCCAGCCAGUAAUACGUGGACAAUCGACCAACUAGUCGAGAAAUAUGGUGAAGUCCCGUUUAGAAUAUCUCAAAGGAGUCCCAACAAAAUUUCCAUGAAGUUUAAGGAUUACAUCUCAUAUAUGAAACUCCAGCGGGAUGAAGAUCCUCUGUACGUUUUUGACGACAAGGUACGAGAAACAGUUUUGUAACUUUAUACAAAACUUUCUUCUCAUCAGGGUCAGAGAGAGUUGUAGCAUAACCCAAACUUCUUAGUGAAAAUAUUUGGCACUUGGAUUU